Messenger RNA from Pelagomonas calceolata, 855 nucleotides. The record is from the annotation of a GenBank genome assembly. NCBI's taxonomy places the organism in Eukaryota, Pelagophyceae, Pelagomonadales, Pelagomonadaceae.
UCGCAGGCAAAUCGCGACAGGAGCCCCCAAAAGUUGGUCUUAGUUCGUGCCGCAGCGCCUGUGCGCAGUACUCGGCUGUUCCAUGAUCGCUGACUCAUAACAACAAUUAUACAUGGCAUACAUGGCUCCCAUCCACAAGGCUGCACGCGAAGGGAAUGUUGCGGCGCUCCGCCGAAUCCUUGCAGGCGGGGUCUCGCCAGAUGUGCUCGAUGAUAAUCCGGGUGAACGGUGGUCGCCUUUGCUUCAUUUGCUCGAGCACCAUGACCGCGACGACAGCGAUACAAGUGAUCGCGUCGCCUGCUUCAAGCUCCUUCGGGACGCCGGGGCAAAUCUGGAAGCGAGAACCGGGGGACACCCACAAGCCAGUACUGUACUUCACUUUGCCGCUAAAGGGAGAACAACAAUUUUGUCGCUUCUACUCGAAGCGGGCGUGAAUGUCAAUGUGACGAACUCCGGUGGUUAUACACCGCUCCACUGGGCAGCGGCCGGCCACAUAGGAGUUAGGAGGUCCACCGAGUGCGUUGAGUUGCUCCUGAAAGCAGGCGCCGCCGUGAACGUGGCAACCACGUCAGGGGGCCCGCUUCUUCUUGGGGCUACGCCUUUUGCCGUCGCACUCCGUGAAGAAACGCUUCGCCACAUGUGGCCAGUAUUCUUGCGCGCCGGUGCUGAUAUCCCCACCAAUAACACGGACCCGUACAUCCAACGAGUCAAAAGCGCCGGCGGCUUCAAACGGUACGAGCAGGCCCACCUCGCGCGGCUCACGGCGAUCCUAGAGACGCCCCUGCUUCCGCCGGAGCUCGUCCGGAAGAUCCUCGAGUUCUGGCUCCACGCGGGCUACUACUAACUUUGUUCACA